This is a messenger RNA of Schistosoma turkestanicum, 1065 nucleotides long. Lineage: Eukaryota; Metazoa; Platyhelminthes; Trematoda; Strigeidida; Schistosomatidae. The record is from the annotation of a GenBank genome assembly.
AUGGAUACCAAUUUCACAUCAUCAUAUAUAAAUAAAAAUAUCUCAUUAAUUCCAUUAAUUCACUAUUCUUUACCGUAUAAACUAGUAGGCACCAUUUCAUUAUCAGUUAUUUUAACAGUUGGCGUUAUUGGGAAUAUUUUUGUCAUGUUAAUACUAACAAUGUCAUCUAAAUUGCAUACACCAACAAAUUGUUAUCUUAUUUCAUUAUCGGCUAGUGACUUACUAGUUUUGAUGACAAGUACAACAUUAAUGGUGCUUGAAUUUUAUCAGCCAUAUAACCAUUGGAGAUUAGGAAAUUUCGCCUGCCAAUUAAGUGUAUGCCUACAAUAUUUGAGUGUGGAUGCCUCAGCAUUAUCUAUAUGUGCGUUUUCUGUUGAACGAUGGGUUGGAAUUUGUUAUCCAAUGCGUGCACACUAUAUGUGUACCAUAAAAAGAGCAAUUAAAAUAAUUACUGGAAUAUGGAUAUUUACAUUAGCAUAUAAUAUACCGUGGAUAUUUAUGAGUACUACAGUUAGACAGUAUUCAGAAUACGGUUCAUUUGAAACGUGUACAUUCAAAUUUAAACGAACAGCUUAUAAAGCCAUAUAUAUGUGUGAUUUAAUAGUAUUUUAUGUUUUACCAUUAUUUAUUACAUCAGUAAUGUAUUGUCAAAUAAGUUGGCGGUUAUUUCGUACAGAUAAUAAAGGAAUAUCUCUUGUCGGACAACACAUAAAUUUUAAUCAAAUCAUAUCAUCAGGUAAAACAGAACGUUCUUACGCUGGGAUUAAUGAUGCACCGCAAAAUUUUAAAUUACGUAAAGUAAUUAAUAGAGCAAGAGCCAGAAAACAAGUAGUAAAACUAUUAAUGAUUAUUGUAGUAUUAUUUGCAUCCUUUUGGUUGCCAUACCGUUCAAUGGUGGUAUACAAUAGUUUCUCACUUCAUGGAUAUCAUGAUCUAUGGUUUCGUAUGUUUUCGCGUAUUAUGGCAUUUCUUAAUUCAGCUGUCAAUCCAAUUUUAUACAAUGCUAUGUCACGUAAAUUUCGUCGUACACUUAAACGUUUAUUAAAAUGUCAUAAAGUAAUAUAA